Pieris brassicae (large cabbage white) is the source of this 3250-nucleotide messenger RNA. RefSeq lists its product as uncharacterized. The record is from RefSeq and is a predicted model, not a curated record. Gene Ontology annotation, molecular function: protein binding. NCBI's taxonomy places the organism in Eukaryota, Metazoa, Arthropoda, Insecta, Lepidoptera, Pieridae. Bases 223 to 1287 code for a protein of 354 amino acids. The transcript is spliced from 9 exons.
GUUGUCGGCCGCGUUUCGCGUUGCUCCCGACCGUUAAUUUUUAAUAUCGAUGUAUGCUUGCACGUAUGCCCUAUUCUUGUAAUAGACUGUUUAUUUAAAGUGAUUUUCAUAAGUGUAGUGAGGUUAAAGUUUCCGAAGUGCAAUCGAGUGAAAAUAGUCGCUUGCGAACUGUUUCCUUAUUGGAUUGAAGCGACAUGGCAUGAGGGACAGCGCGUGCGCGACAUGCGGCGAGCGCCGCUCGCGCACUCUGCCACCGCCGCUCUUGUGCUCUCCUUUCUUCUUCCUUUAGCAUACGCUGGUUCGAUGGGCCCAGGUGUUCCCGAGAAUAUAACAGUCACCUUCCUGAAUCCGACAACAGUGAGAGUAUCAUGGUCUACUACUGCUGAGCUGGUGGAAAAAUAUGACGUUACAUACAAGCCCUCUGACGCUAGUUACAGAGUGGUCCUUGAAGUUGCUGGAAACUCGGACGCAGUGAUAUUGAGCGGACUGGAGGCAGAUACUCAGUACCAGGUGACUGUAGCAGCCUUGUGGGGAGGGCACAAGUACAGAAGUCGGCCGAUUGUCUUCCGCACACUGGAGCCACCGCGAACUUCACCUCAGCAGGACGGGGGCUUGGAGAUACCCCGUUCCUCGGUGACACCGCCAGAACCUUCUCCGACCUUUCCUACGAUAAGAGGCGUGGAAAUUGGUUUAGUAGUGUUAGUGCUGAUUAUAUGGAUCGGCGCUAUCACUCUCUUCUUCAAUCGUUGGGGCAAAAUCCGGAUGUUACUACCGUAUCAACCGGACUACAAACAGGAGCAAUUGAAAGUGCCAGGCAGCAGUGCUUUAGCUGCCGCAACAGCAGCUGGAACUUGUGGAGCACAUUCAGCAACGUCAGCUUGUUCGCAUAUGCGCUGGUCACACACUCACACACAGAGUCUCGAGUGCGAAGAGCGGUUACUCUCUCGGUGUAAUCGGCCUCGGGUCAACUCCGCCAUCUUUGUUUCUGCGGAGCCUACCGGUUUUGGCGCUUUUGAUCCUGGCGAGUUUUUGCGGCGACACGGAUCGCAAUCUAAGUUGUGCCGAAAAGCAAGAUCCGCCGACAAUAUACCACUAACAAGUAUGACAGAUUCAUCAGAGCGGCUAUGUGCAAUAAAAGCGCCUAGAGAAGAAACAAUAAGCGAAGAAGGAAAAUCCGAUGACAGUAGUAGUAUUGAAACUGUCAAGCAUUUUGGCCUGCCAAUCCUUUCUGUGUCCGGACCGUCACCCCCGGAUGAAGACUAUGAUCAGAUAGAUGAGUAUCUGUAGCAUUUCCACACUAGUUUCCAGCUGAAGUACGUGCUGGAAAAGAUGCGGCCCGCUUGGCCCAGCCCUGCACAAAGUCCAAUUCCUUUUGAAUAGGAACUUUAAUGUGGUCAGAACUUAUUAUUUCCUGGUGUGUGUCUUGUGGAGGGACCAUUUUUGUGCUUGCUUUCUUAUACACUAUCUAUAGCGUUAUAGAUUUUAAGACAUAAUAAUCAAAUUUACUACACUUUAAUAGAUUAAGUAUUGCACAAUAACUUCAAUAUCGUAAGACUAUACCAUGUUAUCUGUCAUAAUAUUUUAUUGCGGUAUGAUCUAUAAUUUGUGUAUAGACUUUUGUACCAAUUUAGAAUAACUAGAAUAGUUCAAUUUGCUAGGUAAUUGAGAUAAUUUGUCUCUCGUCUUUAAGACUAAUGUAAAAUAUCUUCUUUUACUAGAAUAAGUUUGAUGAUUUGAAGGUUGAACUUUGGUCCAAAAUACUGUAUUAUCAGCACAUAACGUGUUCUAGGUACUAAGAUUCUGAGGAAAUAUAAAUAUCCAACUCAAUCUUGCCUAAACAGAAUUGUCAAGUCAAUUAAAACCUUGUAGAUAAUCUUCGAAGGGACUAUGGCACUAUUAGGUAUAAAAGUAGAGAUAGUUUUAAAUUUUAAUGAAGUAUACAUUAGCUUUCGUAUUGUAUUAAUCAAUACCAGUCAUUAAAACGUGUAUCAAUAAUAUUGCUUUCGUAUAACAUAUACUUGUACUACAUAUUAUAAAAAUGUUUCUAUAUCGGAUAUUAACACAAAUUUACUACAUUAUUUACAAUACCAAUUAUAUAAAUAUAUAUAUGCGUUAAAAUUUUGGUUAAAUCUUUUCAAAAGUUUAGGUAAUUUUGUCCUAUCCUAUCGAAUUUAAUUGGUACAAUUUCCCAUGUAAGCUAAUGUAUACUUCGGAUUUCAAUGAACGACACUGGUGUAUAGGGACCAGACGAAUUGGCUAGGAAAGGUAAGCGUUUGAAUAUGGAACGAUUUUUACCUAUUAUAGUAACCACUUUUGAAUUUAAGACUUGUAAUUCCCUCCACUAUUUUUAGAUAUAUCGCGAAUUUCGUGCUGCACCUUACUCCAGAAGAAACUUCCCUUUAAAAUAGUAUUUUUAAAUUUACAUUUUGCAUCCUUUCUCCUUGAAAUAUAUAGAUUUAUCAUUUGAGAUUUGACUGUGUAACGUUUGGAUAAUGUAGUUGAGUGUGUAUAGACUGUUAAUAUGACAAAUAGCUUAUUUAAGAUUUAGUAGUUACUUCUAAGAGUCCUCUAUUUAGAUGGUAAAUAUUUGGCGUACUUUAUUAUAUUUAGUAGACCUAUAUGGCCUCAUAAAUUUCUCAUAAAAAUAUCUAAACGAUAAAAUUUGAGUUUAUAAUAUCAUACAAUUUGAUUUGACAAUUAAUUUUAAAGUGAUGUUAUUAUUAUAAACUAAUUUAUUGUAUUAAUAUUGUGUAAUAUACAUUAUAAUCGUCUAAAUCUAUUUGUAAUUAUUGAAAUAGUACUUUCAUUAUAAUAUGAUUUCUCUUCUGAAUAUGAUCAAUUGUAAUAUUAUGAGAGGUUUCCAGAAAUUACUAUUUUGUUGUCAGUAGAAUGGAUAGCCCAUUAACUUUUAUGGAAGAGACCUUUUUUAUAUCAAGAAUGAAAAAAAUUGUAUACACUCUAUUUUCAUUGACUAUAACAGUUCUAAAAACUUGAAUUUAAUUCGGUUAAGAAUUUUUAAAUAAUCGUCGAUAUAGGUAGUAGAUUUAUCGUGCCAAUCAUAACGUUACACAAUUUUGUGUUUAUAUAAACAUUAUGAGUGUAUGUUUGGCUAUUAAGUACAUCUUAGAUUAUGUGUGUAGCUUUUCCAAUAUAGAUUUCGUUUAUCUUAAUAUAAUUGGUGUACAUAUCUUACGCUCAUACAUAAUGUAAAAUAUCUAAUUAUUUACAUACUAUUUACUAUCACAAUAAA